AUGGCGCUCACAAUCCCGGCAACAGAGCUCGACUUAUGCAUGAGGCUCGCGCAGCCUGGCUACGCCGCAAUAAGUCUGACCAAUGAUCUUUACUCGUGGCGCAAAGAACGUGAAGACGCAGAGCAGGCUGGCCAAGAUUACGUUUUCAAUGCCGUGUGGGUGGUAAUGCAAGAACGCAAAUGCUCAGAAGACACGGCCAUAGAUAUUUGUAGAGAGGAGAUCAAGAGACACCUUUCCGAAUUCGAAGCGAACAUCGAUAGUCCGGAGACCAAGGUGCUGUCGAGGGAUACGCGGGCGUAUCUAGAGGCUGUCCGGUUAAGCCACGUUGGAAACCUCGUGUGGAGCAUAUACUGUCCGCGCUAUCAGCGAGGAGGAGUCGAACAAAUAUCUGCCCCACCGACGCAGCUUGGCGGCAGCAAAGCAUCGCGGCUCCUCGACACCAUUCUCAAGUUCCUCUUCUCCCCCUUUCAACACUUCUUCCAGGCAAGCCAGCGCCGUUUGCUCAUGCAAAAGCUUGUACGACUUGUUUCAUAG
This is a messenger RNA of Didymosphaeria variabile, 534 nucleotides long. RefSeq lists its product as uncharacterized. The transcript has 2 exons. The record is from RefSeq and is a predicted model, not a curated record. NCBI's taxonomy places the organism in Eukaryota, Fungi, Ascomycota, Dothideomycetes, Pleosporales, Didymosphaeriaceae. Bases 1 to 534 code for a protein of 177 amino acids.